This is a messenger RNA of Bombyx mandarina (wild silkworm), 3390 nucleotides long. Its product is annotated as synaptotagmin-10. Gene Ontology annotation, cellular component: exocytic vesicle; plasma membrane. Gene Ontology annotation, molecular function: calcium ion binding; calcium-dependent phospholipid binding; phosphatidylserine binding. The record is from RefSeq and is a predicted model, not a curated record. NCBI's taxonomy places the organism in Eukaryota, Metazoa, Arthropoda, Insecta, Lepidoptera, Bombycidae. Gene Ontology annotation, biological process: calcium-ion regulated exocytosis.
UUUUUUUGUUUUAACAUCAUAGAUCUAUUGGGUUUAUUGUUUAAAAUUUGCAACAAUAUAAAGUCGAUGGUACUAUUUAAAAUGAAACGUAUAUAAUUUGGAUUGUGGCAACCGGAGAGUUUGGAAGGUCAUACAUCUGUGGUCGGGAGUUCCGUGGACUACGCAGCCGCGGUGCUACUGGCUGCGAUGGCGGCUGUGUUAUUAGCAGCUGUCGGGUACCAGUGCGCCGCUACUUGGAGAUGGAUAAUGGGCAGAUGUUUGUUUCCCAGGACUCGACGUGCCUCCCAGGAGAGCAACUGCGACUCCCUAUCCCGCCAGGCAGCCAUCCGCAUUAGCCACUCUCUACCCGAUCUGCAGACCGAGCCCCUGAAGCAGGAAUAUGUACAAGAGCACAAGGACCCAGCAAAGAAAGUCCUCCGUCAGACAACCCUGCCGAUAGUUCCAACUCGCCACCAGACCUUUCAACGUCAGCUAUCACACCGUCUGGAACUACCCUCGAUUCAGUUUAGCAUCUGCAGUCUAGAACGUGCUGACUCGUCCAUUGGGCUUAUCAAGCCGGAGCUUUAUAAGAACGAGUUGGUUCGCCAGUCGUCCACUGAUAGUGCCGAAUUGGAAUUCUGCGGGAAGCUACACUUCGCUUUAAGAUACGACCAGGAGGUUGAGGCCCUGAUUGUAAAGAUCUUCGAAGCUCGUGACCUACCGAUUAAAGACAUGAGCGGUAGCAGUGAUCCAUACAUCAAGGUAUUCCUCCUUCCCGACCGCAAGAAGAAGUUUCAGACGAAGGUCCACCGCAAGAACUUGAAUCCGGUUUUCAAUGAGACCUUUCUCUUCAGUGUACCGUACGAGGAGCUGCGCCAACGUUAUCUGCAGUUUUCCGUGUACGAUUUCGACCGGUUCAGCCGUCAUGAUCUGAUCGGGCAUGUUGUGCUGAAGGGACUACUGGAAUCCGCUGACUUGGAUCAGGAGAUCGAAUACACAAUGAACAUAUUGGCUGCACCUCAGGAGAAGAAGGAUCUUGGUGAACUAAUGCUGUCCUUGUGCUACUUGCCCACUGCUGGUCGUCUAACUGUCACCGUCAUCAAAGGCAGGAAUCUGAAGGCGAUGGAUAUUAAUGGAUCUUCCGAUCCAUACGUGAAGAUCUGCCUGAUUUGUCAGAACAAGCGCAUUAAAAAGAAGAAGACCACAGUUAAGAAGAAUACCCUGUGCCCGGUGUAUAAUGAAGCUCUCGUCUUUGAUCUACCGUCUGAGAACGUCUUCGACGUGACUCUGCUCGUAAAAGUUAUCGACUAUGAUAGACUCAGCCCCAACGAAUUGAUCGGAUGCACGGCCAUCGGGUCGUCUUUGAUUGGAAUCGGCCGCGACCAUUGGCUGGAGAUGCUCGACAACCCCCGCAAGCCGGUCGCCCAGUGGUAUCCUCUAAACAAAAGUCUACCAACUAACGUCUCCCAACCAAACAAAAAUGAUCAGAAUGCAGGUCUGAGCUGUUUAAAUGGAAGAUGAAGAGAUCAAGCGAUGGUGGUUGAUAGACAAGUCGUCACUUGGCAGACAAAUACGCGGGCUUAAUUGGUUAAAAUGGCAAAAUCUCACGAUGCCAAAAUCUUUAUAUAUAGUAAACAUUGAUUACAUGAAAUGACUGUUUGUCCAUUUACCGUAGAUGAAAACAUUAGAAGCGACGUUAAGUUGUUCCAAAGUAGUCUAGGAAUGUGUUAAAGUAGAAAAAGAUAAUUAAUAUUUGUUUUAAUUGUAGCGUAAUAAUAUGUGUAACUGUUUUAUUGCCGUUUUAGGAUUGUAACUUCUUUUCGAAUAUCUUCAGUCCUGAUUGUUAGGAAUAUUGAAUUAUGUAUAAUUGUAUUCUCUGAAUAAUUUUCCCUGAUAUUCGGAUGUAUUUUAUAAAUAUGGUACUAAUUCUGGCUGCGUGCAUCACUAGAUUGUUGUGACGUAUGUUAAUUAAAAGAAAAUCAUACAUUUCUACAACAAGCCCCCAACUCAUAUGAGAUGUUCUCGUGGAAAUUUCUAGGUCGCAUUUUCCUGAACAAAACUUACCUAGUAAUGCAUUCCAGUAGCUAAUGUGGUCCAAUUCGACUAAUUCGUAAUCCUGUGCUAUGAAUGUCUUCUUUAAUUCGAAUAAAGACGAAAGGUAUUUUUAAUGGCGGCAGUACCUCUUCUGAGCUUGUACAGGUAAGUACUCUGUCUAUUUCUGCCGCGAAGCAGUAAUGCGUUGUGGUUAGGAAGGUAAUUAUGUUUAUAGGGUCUGCUAAUCUCAAAAUCGGGAAAUCAAGUAGGUCAUGAGUUCAUCAUCAAUGUAAUAAAAGUAUACAUAUUUAUUGUGGUCUCUUUUCAAAUAUAUUCGUUUCAUUCAAUAAAAAUAGAUUUAUGUAUUCUUCUGUAAUAUGAACAUUUUGAUUGUAGCUUUUGGGAUUGGAUCCAUUUCACCUGAAAGUUAUUGUACAAAAGCACCUUUAACCCGUGACUUUAUACUAUUUCGUGUAUAUAAAAUUUUAAAAUACUAACAUUGUAAGCAUGUAUUUAAAAAAAAAAAGAAUCUCAUAUAAGAUUGUUACAAUUUCAAUAUGAUUGAGAAACUAUGUUGGUUUAUUAAUUUUUUAUUUUAAGUAAUGUUGAAAACAUUUGAUCAGAGGACAAUAAAGUAGAAAGAUUAGAAAAGAUAUUUUAAAUGAGAUGAAAAUUAUGACACAACUUAGAAGACCGUUUUUGUUACACAAAUCUUUGUAAAGUGUAAAUGGAGCUUUAAAUCGUGUUUAAAAUAUAGAAAAGACUUUGAGAUAAAUAAAUAUAAUACCGAAGGUUUCUGAACUUAAAUUGGGGAAAAAAAGAAAAUGAGUUAUUAGUUUGAGUUAAAUUUCAAUUUGAAAAAGAUAAAUCUAUUGUCAAUUGUAUAUUAAUACUGAUGCAUAAAAAAUAUCAUUAUUAAAACAUAUCGCAUCUAUAGUAUAUGAAAUUACUAUAUUCAUAUGUUAAUGGCAGGUUGUCAAAAAGAAAACCCCAAAACUGUUACUACUGUUAGAUUCGUGGUUAGAUUCUUUCCUUAAUGAUAUUGGAUUUUUUUUUAAAUUAGUGUUGUGUAAAAUUAUAUUAAUUUAAGUAUAUAAAUUGGGAAUUUAAACGUAACUUUACUUAAAAUGACAAUCGGUGAGAUUGCUGCCAUUGUCAUUGCCAAAAAAACCUAAUUGUUUUCCUUAUUUUUUGAAGAUCCUUUUUUUAAAUAAUAUUUAUUGUCCACUAAAAAGUUGGUUAUAAUGAUUGAAUUUUAUUAAGAUUAACAUUGAUUUCUCAAAAAAUACUAAUAUUAAUCACAUCGCACUAUAUGUUUUGAUAAAUAAAUUCUUUAUAAUUACUGGUAAAAAUGUUAUUGCUCGAUAUUAAGAUAUA